AUGAAGCUAUCUCCAAGCAGGCUGGCCCUGUUGGCGCUUUGCUUGAUACAAUGGGUGUCCUGCCGUGUUGUGCAGUUCCAGAUAGAUCUGACCUGGGAAGACGUGGAAGUGGCCGGUGCCUUACGAAAGGCUAUCUUGAGCAAUGGACAGCUACCUGGUCCUGCCUUGUGGUUGAAGCAGGGCGAUGAUGUGGAGUUCUUGGUCAACAACUCGAUGCCCUUUUCGACUACAGUCCACUUUCAUGGUAUUGGGCAGCAAGGCACGCCGUGGUCGGAGGGUGUACCUGGACUCUCGCAGGCCGAAAUCCAGCCGGGUGACCAGUUUCUCUACAAGUGGAAGGCAGCCGAUUAUGGUUCGUAUGUGUAUCAUUCACACGAGAGGGCUCAAAUCAUGGAUGGUCUCUAUGGCCCCAUCUAUAUUGAACCUGAAGACUCGGUGACGAGGCCUUUUUCGUUGAUCUCUGAAGCGGACGAGCAGGCAAUGUUGGAAGCCGAAAAGCAUACGCAACCGAUUGUGAUUUCGGAUUGGAGGCCUUUUACCUCGGAGGAACUUCUACAGAUCCAAACAGCCUCUGGUGUCGAGAGCUACUGUGCCAAUUCUAUUCUGGUUAACGGAAAGGGUUCUGUGUACUGUUCUUCCCAGGACCACCUUAAUGCUAUCACGACGGAGCAGCAGAAACAGGCUCUUGGUAACUUAACCUUGACUGAUAUGGGAUGUCUGCCGCCCCAGCCUAUAGUGGGCACCUAUCCGGUUGAUCUCAGCAAGGUCCCCAAGGGCUUCUACGAAGGCUGUACGCCUAGUGAGGGACCCACGGAGGUGUUCAAGGUCAAUUCCGCUUUCAAAUAUGUUAGCUAUGACCUUAUCAGCAUGGCUGGUGCUACCUCACUGGUAUUCUCCAUUGAUGAGCAUCCAAUGUAUGUUUACGCCGUGGAUGGUCGUUAUGUCGAACCAUCGCUCGUUGAUGCUGUCACGGUCCCCAUUGGAUCGCGAUACUCGGUGAUGGUGAAGUUAAAGUCGGAUGAUGCCGGAGACUACACUGUCCGCGUCGCCAACAAUUAUGCAACCCAGCUCAUCAAUGGAACCGCAGUCAUGUCAUAUGGCAUCUCUACCCCGAACCCAAGCAGUCCCUCCCAGCCUUAUAUCAAUGAAGCCGGUUCCAAUGCUACAGCCACUGCGGUUUUCUUGAACGAAAGCAGUGUGGUACCGUUUCCCGUGGAGAUACCUGCUCUCAAGGCGGACCGGACCUACAUCCUCAAUGUCAACACAAUCAAUGCCUCCUAUAUCUGGACCCUGCGAAAUAGCUACCCCAUGUCAAAUGAGGAUCUAUCUCCUCCCGUGUUGUUCAACCUCAGCUCAAUAUCGGCAGCGUAUUCCGUGACCACCUUGAACAACACCUGGGUCGAUCUCAUCAUCAAUAUCACCACCAUGGGACAGCCGCAACACCCCAUCCAUAAGCACUCCAACAAAUACUUUGUGAUUGGGGCAGGCUCGGAGCCCUUUACCUACUCGUCUGUGGAGGAGGCCCUGGAAUACAUUCCGCAGAACUUCAACUUCCAGAGCCCCCAGAUGCGAGACACAUUCUACACGCCUGCAUCGAAUUCGGCGCCGUCUUGGUUAGCACUCCGCUACUUCGUGCAGAAUCCAGGACCAUUCCUCCUUCACUGUCACCUUCAGAUGCACCACAGCGGUGGGUUAGCACUGGCCUUGCUGGACGGGGUUGACGCAUGGCCGAUGGACAUUCCAGAGGAGUAUCGCAUGCCAAUUAUGGCCGAGUAG
Molecule: messenger RNA, 1776 nt
Organism: Aspergillus sclerotioniger CBS 115572
Lineage: Eukaryota; Fungi; Ascomycota; Eurotiomycetes; Eurotiales; Aspergillaceae
Product: multicopper oxidase
Exons: 3
Coding region: 1-1776 (591 amino acids)
Molecular function (GO): oxidoreductase activity; copper ion binding
Source: RefSeq, a predicted model, not a curated record